Fusarium venenatum is the source of this 726-nucleotide messenger RNA. Its product is annotated as HAD-like domain-containing protein. The record is from RefSeq and is a predicted model, not a curated record. Gene Ontology annotation, molecular function: N-acylneuraminate-9-phosphatase activity. NCBI's taxonomy places the organism in Eukaryota, Fungi, Ascomycota, Sordariomycetes, Hypocreales, Nectriaceae. Gene Ontology annotation, biological process: N-acetylneuraminate biosynthetic process; dephosphorylation.
AUGGACUCGGAUACAGAUAAGCUACGCAAUAUCCUGCAGUCUAAGACCUGGUUCGGCUUCGACCUAGACGACACCCUCCAUGAAUUCCGCAACGCAAGUCGCGCAGCAACAACACACUGCCUCACCCAGAUCGCCAACAAGAACCAACCAACACUCCAAGACCUCCAACAACAAUACUCCAUCGUUCUCAAACAAGGUACCGCCGAUGCCUUCACCGACGGAAAGACUUCCCACGACUAUCGUCGAGCCCGCUUUACUGCCACGUUGAGUCAUUUCGGAUUGGACCACGACUCCUCCUGCAUUGACGAAUUACUAAACGACUACGAACGUGUUCUCGUCGCAAACCUCACCCUCAAACCAGGAGCCAUCUCGCUUCUCCAAGCGAUCAAAAGAUCUGAUCGCAACAUUGUCGUCAUCACUGAAGGUCCACAAGAUGCUCAAGAGCGAGCAGUUAAAGAUUUGGGUAUCGAACAGUACAUUGACUUUCUCGCUACCACGAAUUUCUUUGGUGUAUCUAAAAUCUCGGGACUUUUUGCAAAAGUCCUAGAUCAUCUCGAUGUUCAGCCGCAUGAGAUGGUAUACAUCGGCGAUUCACAACAGCGUGAUAUAGAACCCGCGACGAAAGAGGACAUAUAUGCGAUUCAUCUAGACGAGGACCAGACGGAGCCUCUUGUGCUGCAACGUCGGAGUGUAAACUCAUUGGACGUUGUAGCUCGGCUGAUCUAG